AUGGAUGGAGUUACAGGUGGCGCCAUCGCCAUGAUAAUUCUCAUGAUCCUACGCAUCAUUUGGGAUUUUUGCAGCAUGUGCAGCCACCCACGAAGGGCCAACAUCCAAGACCCGAGCAACAUCGAAAUGCAGGACAUGAGCGGCAAGGAAAGGCCCACCUCGGCCCAACAAGAGGCCCCGAUCAACAGUGUCGCCCAGCCAGAGCCUACCAACAACGCCUACCGACCGGAUUCCUUUGACUGGAGCAAACUGAUGCAGAUGCACAACAUUCCUCGCCUCCCCGCAGCCUCUGUUCCAAGUAGCCGGAGCGCAAGCACGGGGAAGGGAAAAGGCAAGGGCAAGGAACCAGUGGUUGCUCCACCGCCACGCGUGUUCGACUGGACGGGAACAAACGCCAUCAGCGACGAGGAGCUUGACAAUGCAGGCGAGGGCUCCAGCCGGGGCUUGCCUCGCCGCUCGAGGUACAGAAACAGCCACUAUUACAACUGGGUGUGA
Molecule: messenger RNA, 495 nt
Organism: Pyricularia grisea
Lineage: Eukaryota; Fungi; Ascomycota; Sordariomycetes; Magnaporthales; Pyriculariaceae
Exons: 1
Coding region: 1-495 (164 amino acids)
Source: RefSeq, a predicted model, not a curated record